Molecule: messenger RNA, 1036 nt
Organism: Homalodisca vitripennis (glassy-winged sharpshooter)
Lineage: Eukaryota; Metazoa; Arthropoda; Insecta; Hemiptera; Cicadellidae
Exons: 6
Coding region: 448-984 (178 amino acids)
Source: RefSeq, a predicted model, not a curated record
AGAAGUAAAAAAAAAACAGCUGAUCAUUAGGCAAAACAUAACCACUAUUUAAAUUUUAGUGUCAAGAAGAUUUACACUGUUUACUAACAAAACAGACACAUCAUGUAAAUACCAGUCUCAAAAUCAUGCUUGUACCAAAAUAUACUGUUAAAACACAAAAAUUGAGGUUUUGAAGUGUAUGUCAAUUUAUUUCAUUAUUUUAUUAAUAAGUGUGGAAUAAAUUUGCUCUAAAUAGGUUGUAAUUGCUUGUUAUAAAAUUUUUCUUUGCUUGGUGAUACUCUAUCUGUAUCCUGUUUUAUCAGGAAACAUUUUGAAAAGUUUGAACCAGUUCCUGUUUCAAGGAAUUUCUCCAAAUGGAAAUUCAAUUAUGAUUGUAUGGUCGAUGUACGGCUUCAAAGAAGGUAUAAGGACCAUUCAUGACUGAGACAAACAUUCCUUUCUGAUGUAAUGGAUAAAUUCAAUGUUGAGAAAGACAACAUUUCAACACCAAGUCAAGGUGGAAGGAACCUACACACUUACACUCCAAGGAGCCAUGAAGACUUGUUAAGGAGCCAUUUACAACUAGAUGCUGCAAGAAAUGCAAAAUUACAAAAUGAUCUGCAGCGGUUGGCUGCAGAGAACAACGUUCUUCGGAUGGAGCUAAACCAAGCCCGCCACGAUCUUAGGAAUAAAGAUGAGGAAAUUGAAGCCUUGUACAUCAAACUUAAGAGGCCCAGGACACCUACCUCUCAGCUGCGAGUUGAUCAGUCUUGGAAACCAGACACAGUGUUUGAGGUAGAUGGUAAACUAGUAACAUUAGAGAAACUGAUCAGCCACUUCAAUGGUGUGAUUCAGCGUCAUCAUGAUCUAAUAAAUAAGAAAAAUAUACUCAUACGUCAACUGCAGGAUGCUCUGAAAAAUCAACAGCCAAUCCAAUCAAGAACUACUGAAUCUUUCCAACACCGAACUGAUGAAGCUCUGUCACACAAUCUCAUGGUUUGUUGAGAAUAAUUUUCUUUUAUAGAACACACCCUGUAUGUUAAUUUACUGAGAAUAA